CGGGAGAGGUGUGCUUGGCGUGCGUGAGGUGCCAGAGUGCCAGUGGCCUCGCACCCGUGGCGGGAAAAUACGAGUGGUGGCGAGAGACCGACCUUCUGCCAGCCGCCGCGCGCCGUCACCACCACAUACAGCAGCGAGGGAGAGACUCGAGGCAGCAGGUGAGACAGCAGGCGAGGCAGCAGGUGAAGCAGCAGGUGAGGCAGCAGGCGAGGCAGAAGACAAAGCAGGACAGGAUGCCGGGUCCCCAGAGAAGGAAGAGAUUCCACCGGGGAGACACACACCUCAAGAAGGGGUGGAGGACCAAGCGACGCACCAAGGACCUCGAUCAGAUUGAUGAUGAUCUUAAAGUUGAAAAUUCAGCCAAGUUAUUGCACCAAGAGGUAGAUGAUGAUAAGCCAGGCUCAGGACAGCACUACUGUCUUCAUUGUGCACGUUACUUCAUUAACAAAGAAGCUCUCAAGGGCCACUUCCGAACUAAAGUUCACAAGCGACGCCUUAAGGCCUUGGAAAUAGAGCCUUACACAAUUGAAGAAUCUGAGAGAGCAGGUGGCCUUGGGUUAUACGUUAAACCGAAGAAACGCAAGAUGGAAACACAGCCUCUUGAUGAAGAAACCUUUGAUCCAGAUACAGAAGAUGUUGAUAUGAAGUAACACACAUUAUAGUAUAGCUUUGUUAUUUCUUCGAUGCUAUGUACUGUACUGUUAUUUGGAAAAGCAUUAAACUUGACAAUUUAUAGAUUUUAUACAAGCUAUAGAUAGUGUAAGACAAAUAUAUGAUGAACUUCAAGACAAGAUGCAGUAACUAACAAGAGCUUGGAACUUUGACUUUAGUUUCUGUGCCUACUACCCCUAAUAAAGAAAGAAAUUGAAUGAAUACUUA
Molecule: messenger RNA, 879 nt
Organism: Procambarus clarkii (red swamp crayfish)
Lineage: Eukaryota; Metazoa; Arthropoda; Malacostraca; Decapoda; Cambaridae
Product: zinc finger protein 593 homolog
Molecular function (GO): zinc ion binding; nucleic acid binding
Source: RefSeq, a predicted model, not a curated record